This is a messenger RNA of Trichomycterus rosablanca, 1786 nucleotides long. RefSeq names its product chloride intracellular channel 5b (gene clic5b). NCBI's taxonomy places the organism in Eukaryota, Metazoa, Chordata, Actinopteri, Siluriformes, Trichomycteridae. The transcript is spliced from 6 exons. The coding region runs from base 89 to 1327 and encodes 412 amino acids. The record is from RefSeq and is a predicted model, not a curated record.
GUCCACUAGCUCUUCAACCUUCUAUACUAGGUAACAGGUGCGCUCUCGGGUUUACGUUUUUUUGGUUUGACACUUAAAAUUUAAAACAAUGGCAGAUGAAAACAUUUAUGAGAAAAUAGACGAUGGACACAUAUAUGAAAAACCUUUUGAUGAACCGAACGCCUCAGUUGUUCAAGAACCGAAGUAUGAGAACCAGUGUGCUGAGGGGACUGGAGCCGCAGAAGCCGCAGAAGCCAUAUACAGUGAGAUUGAAGUUCAGGACAUCGCAGUCAGAGAAUCAUCGCCCGACUAUAUGAACACCGAGGAAACUGCAUUAAACACGUAUGAUAUCCCGACUGAAGACCAGAACGGUGUAAAUGAAACUCCAACAGCAGAGACAGAAGUUGGUAUGUUCUCCAGAACAUUAUCUCCAUCCUCGGGUGAGCGUUCUGAAGACCCGUGUGAGGAGCCGGUGUUGGAAGAACAUGAAGACGAUACUGAGGAUGACAUGAUGAUGGCAUACACGUUGCCAAAAAGCAGAUCUGUUGAAGCAGAAGAUGAAGUGGUGGACUACAGUCUCAGAUCUGUCCAAAACAACACUGUAGAAGAGGAGAAACCUGCAGAUCCCAAUCAGCCUGAAAUUUCUCUUUUUGUUAAGGCUGGGAGUGACGGGGAGAGUAUUGGAAACUGUCCAUUCUCUCAGCGCCUCUUUAUGAUCCUUUGGCUUAAAGGGGUCGUCUUCAACGUCACCACUGUGGACCUGAAAAGGAAACCAGCGGACCUGCAUAAUCUGGCUCCAGGCACCCACCCUCCUUUCCUUACAUUCAACGGUGAGGUCAAGACGGACAUUAACAAGAUUGAGGAGUUCUUAGAGGAGAUGUUGGCACCACCGAAAUACCCCAAAUUGGCAGCCAAGCACAGGGAGUCCAACACAGCGGGGAUUGACAUAUUUGCAAAGUUCUCAGCUUACAUCAAAAACUCACAGCCAAAUGCCAACGGAGGUUUGGAGAAAAGCUUGACGAAGGCUCUGAAAAAGUUAGAUGAGUAUCUGAACACCCCCCUGCCUGAGGAAAUAGACACGGACAGCAUGGAGGAGGAGCAGAGCUCCAACCGCAAGUUCCUGGAUGGCAGUGAUCUUACCUUGGCAGACUGCAACCUGCUGCCAAAACUCCACAUAGUCAAGAUCGUUGCCAAGAAGUAUCGCAACUACGACAUUCCCACUGAUAUGACUGGAGUGUGGCGCUACCUGAACAAUGCCUACGCACGAGAUGAGUUCACCAAUACAUGCCCAGCAGAUUUGGAGAUUGAACUGGCCUACCAGAAUGUAGCUAAAUGGUUGACUAAGUAAAACUUUGGAUACAAAUGACAAGAAUGAAGCCUUUUAGAUGCAGAAAUAUGUAGAUCUGAAGUAUUUUGCUGGUUGGUAAAAGUUUCAUAUAAUGGAAAAUGAAACCAGACCUUACAGAUAAAACUACACUGAUAAGCCAGAAUUGUGUUUAUAAGCACAAAAAAUUGAAUUUACACCUAAGUGCAGGGUUGUUCUGCUGGUUGUCUCCCUAUUUACAGCUUAAUUUUUAUCUCUUUUUUUUCAUUUCCACCAGUAUAUUAUUUAAAGAUAUUUUAAUUCUAUGCAUGAUGAUGGAAAGCCUUCGAUUAGCUGAAAGAUUCUACCAUCAUUAUUUUCAGAAAUUGUAAUCAUUUAAACAGAAUUAUAUUUUAUAUGAGUGCUUAAGAUGUGUAUUCUUGAUUAUUUAUAUUUUAUGGAAAUAAAUAACAACAAAUCAAAGCAAUGGAGCAAGAUUAAAAA